Molecule: messenger RNA, 1533 nt
Organism: Talaromyces stipitatus ATCC 10500
Lineage: Eukaryota; Fungi; Ascomycota; Eurotiomycetes; Eurotiales; Trichocomaceae
Product: glucan 1,3-beta-glucosidase precursor, putative
Exons: 2
Coding region: 1-1533 (510 amino acids)
Biological process (GO): glucan catabolic process
Cellular component (GO): extracellular region; cell surface
Molecular function (GO): glucan endo-1,6-beta-glucosidase activity
Source: RefSeq, a predicted model, not a curated record
AUGCAGUCAAAUCCAAGCCCGCCCACUGCAACAGAUAUCUUCCGCUACCGUUACCAACAUGGUACAAACCUCGGCUCCAUCUUCGUCCUGGAGAAAUGGCUCCAUCCAAGGAUGUUUGAGAAGGAUUCUAAGGGAUCUAGUGAGAUAGAAGCCGUCACACAAUCCUUGAAGAGCAAUGGCCUCCAGGCCACACGGCAAAAGUGGGAACACCAUUGGCAAUCUGCUCUCACUAAAUUAGACCUUAUCUGGCUCACUGAUACCGCAAAGUGUAACUCUAUCCGCUUGCCAAUAGGCCAUUUCAGCCUUGGUCCCCAGUUCUGCAAAGGAACACCGUUUGAGGGAGAAGUAGCGCAGGUGUACAUAAAAGCCUGGAGAGCAGUGAAGAAAAUCAUCAACGACUGUUACGACCACGGUAUCGGUGUCCUUAUAGACCUCCAUGCCCUACCAGGCGGUGCCAACAUAAACGCGCACAGCGGAACAAAUAGUGGUAAGGCUGAACUUUGGACGUUCGAUCGUCAUCUCAAACUUGCAACAGAAUGCAUCAAGUUUAUUGUACAGGAAAUCGUCACUUAUCGACUCUCAAACGUCAUUGGUGUCGAACUCUGCAAUGAACCGUCUCGAGCCGCAAGUUCUGCUGUGUUCAAGUGGUAUGACGAUGCCCUAGCUAUGGUCAAUACGAUAGACUCAUCGAUUCCAAUCUACAUCGGCGACUGCUGGGAUCUUCCUACUGCCAUAAAGUAUGCCAUGAAAAAGAACAAGCUCGACAAUGCCAGAAAUCCUGUCAUCGUCGAUACGCACAAAUACUAUACCUUUGCAGCCCAUGAUCACUCCCAAGCACCACAGCAAAUCAUAGAACGAGUCAAAGGUUCCCUUGGCGACAUCACAAAGAACAAACGAGACAUUGCAUCAUGCAAGACAGCACUUUCAGUAUAUGUAGGCGAAUACAGCUGCACCAUGGAUGGGAAAACAUGGAGCAAAGUCGAUAAUGCCCAUCGGCAGGCACUAACCCAACAAUUUGGUCGCGCUCAAACCGAUAAAUGGCAGAACAUGACAAGUGGAUCGGCGUUCUGGACGUUCAAGAUGAACUGGAUGGAUGGAGGAGAUUGGGGUUUUAAACAGCAGGUUAAAACUGGUGCUGUGACGCCUCCGAAGUGUCUGACUUUUUCUGUUGAUGAAAUCAAGUCCAAGUGUCAUAGAGCCAAUGAGUGUAGAGAGCAGCAUCGAACGAGGGCGCUCGUGCAGCAUUCGAAUUACUGGGAUAAAACAUCGUCGGGCACAAAGUUUGAGCACUGGCGUUAUGAGCUUGGCUGGGACCUCGGCUUCAACGAUGCCAUGGCAUUUCUUUGCAGUAAACUGGAUGGAAAACUACCAAAUAUCCGCCAGGUUGCCGGGGGUGACAAGAUCGGAGCUCUGGAGCUUUGGAUCGGUAAACGGAUGCUCGAGACUGGACAGUUAAGUAGCCCUCUUGCCUGGGAAUGGGAGCACGGAUAUCGAAAAGGUGUGAAAGACUUUGACAAGCUGAUUUAUACAUGA